GGCUUGGCAGACGUCCCUUGGGAGAACAUCAAAAAUCUUCCACUUAAUCCUGCAAGAAGCAGAAAUGAACUUUGGACCUUGGCCAGGUUACAGGAAGAAAGAUCAAAAGCCAGGACUCUGGGUACCACCUGCCUUACUGACCCUGCCAACACUGGCUCCAUUCUUCUUCCUUUUACUAACAGCUGGCAGCACUGGGGCCGCACCGAUGACCAUUCCAGAGGUACGGCUGGUCAACGGACGCACCCGGUGCCAGGGACGGGUGGAGAUCUUCUACAACAAUACCUGGGGCACAGUGUGUGACGACGACUGGGACAUUGUGGAUGCCAACGUGGUGUGCCGCCAACUCGGUUGUAGCCAUGCCAUCGGCAUGCCACCCACCCUUUCUUUUGGCAGAGGGCAAGGACCCAUUUUUCUAGACAAUGUGGACUGCAAAGGAAGAGAGGCAGCCCUCAGUGAGUGCAGCAGCCAUGGAUGGGGCAUCCACAACUGCUACCACUAUGAAGAUGUGGCCGUCAUGUGUAAUGAAUUGCUACCCACACAAUCAGCAAAAGACCCUGCCAGCAAAACAACCACAGUUCCAUUAAAAGAUAAGAAAAGUGAUGGGAGAAUUCGGCUGGUGAACGGGGCAAACGCCUGCCAAGGCCGAGUGGAGAUAUUCUACAAAGGAAACUGGGGCACUGUGUGUGAUGAUGAAUGGGACCUACAUGAUGCCAAUGUGGUGUGCAAGCAGAUGGACUGUGGUCAUGCGGUGGCCUACAGGACCAACGCCUACUUCGGUUACGGCACUGGGCGCAUCCUCCUAGAUAAUGUGAAUUGCGAUGGAAAUGAGCCACAACUUUCAGCCUGUUUCAGCCUCGGUUGGGGCAUCCAUAACUGUGGUCACCAUGAAGAUGCUGGGGUCAUAUGCUCUGGGCUAGGGACAACAACCACCAUUAUGCCAAUCACUACAUUAGUGGUAGAGGACUAUAAAGAAUCAUUCACCGAUACAGCCACAGUCACCGAGGAUAAAAUUCAGCCCACCUCUGAAACUGAGAUGGCGAUGACUUCAGCCCUUCUUCCGUUGGAAAAAAGAACAGGUGGCGGCAUACGCCUGGCGAAUGGGAACAACAGCUGCCAAGGUCGGGUGGAAGUCCUUUAUGGGGACCUCUGGGGGACGGUUUGUGAUGAUGACUGGGAUUACCCCAACGCGCAGGUAGUAUGCCGCCAAUUGGGCUGCGGCACAGCCAUUGGGGCUACCGUGCUGGGCUACUUCGGCUACGGCAGUGGGCCCAUCCUUCUGGACAACGUGGAUUGCAUUGGCACAGAGACUGAGCUGACCAACUGCUUUAACCUGGGAUGGGGACAACAUAAUUGUGGGCAUCAUGAAGAUGCUGGCGUCCUCUGCAGAGGAGCAGAAGAAUUAGGGGCUUCCUUGCAAGAAGAUACUUUUGCUACCACAACUUCAACCACCACUCGUCCCAAAGACGGUUUUCUGCGACUGGUCAAUGGCAGCCAUCGCUGUGAAGGCCGGGUGGAGAUGUUUUACCUGUCUCAGUGGGGGACGGUGUGUGAUGAUGCGUGGGAUCUCAAGGAUGUGAAAGUGGUAUGUCGGCAGCUUGGCUGUGGAAGCGCCUUAGCAGCCUUUGGAGAAGCCCAGUAUGGCCAGGGCAAAGGAUACAUUUUCCUGGACAACCUCAAGUGCAAAGGAGGCGAAGCAUCUCUCCUGCGUUGCUCUCAUAUCCGCUGGAAUGUGCACAACUGCGAUCACUCGGAAGACGCUGGUGCCCUCUGCCAUCUGCUGUGAUGCUGUGCUGGAGAUGAAAUUCGUAGACUUCCAAGUCUGCACCAAUUGUAAGGAACUGAACUUCCUCGGUGCAUGUCCAAAAUCUUCCUGCAGAAUGUCGUCUUCUCAGUGAAUUAUGUCCGUGGGAUCUCCUGCAAAUACGUCUCUCUACCUGGGCUCCGCAGUACUUCAAAUUCAAUUCCAAAAAGUUGCUUCAAAGGAUACAGGAGUACAGAUAAUAGCAUUUGCCUGCUGCAGCACUUUAAAGCACCCAUGUCUUUUCCUGGGAUCUCUUGUGCUACCCCUUGUGCUUACCAUGUGACUUUGGAAAAAGAUAUUGCUGCUUUAAAAAGGUCACAGACAAGUGCUAUGUUCUCAUUCCUACAAGCAUCAUUUUCAAGUUAAAUCUGAAGCAUGACCAUCUCAGUGUAUAGUUAGUUUAGGAACCAGAAAUGGUGUAUUUUUCAGAGCAAGUCCCCACACAAGACACUUUGGACACAUCCAGGACAGAUCUCCAGAAAUCUUUUAUCCCAGCAUAUGAUGUAUUUUCUAGUCUUGUCAUUUUGAUAUUGGUCCCCCCCCCCCCUCCCGCAAUGUAGGGUUUCUUCUUUUGGUGUGUACUGGUUUUUAUGGUGGCUCCUCAGGACAUAUGUGUCUUCUUCAUUCUUUUGGACAAAAAUAAGUGUCAGGUGUGCAAAGUUUAACUUUUUAGUAAGGAUGGUUUGUGCUCCAUGAAUAGGUGGGAGGGUCAGAGUAAACUGGUAGCUGGAGCUGGGAAAAAAGCAUAUUCUCAGAAUACCUGGAACAGAAUACUGGGUGAAGCUGGAAGAGUGAAACCAGACAAGUAGAGCAGCAAAAUAUUCAACGCCUAUUUCCAGGUAAAAGAGGAAAAAGUCGCCAUAAGAGGUUGAGGUUUUUUUUAGAAAGACAUUUUGGAUUUGCAGGAAUGAAGGAUCAAAUGUGUACAAAAAUGUUAAACCAGUUUUUUUAACUUGGUGACAGUGCACGGCUGCAGCCCAAUAUAUCCAUAAAUCAAAAUCAGAGUCACAGUGAGUAUGUGCAUUAUACUCACAUUUGAAGAGGGCGAAAUGUUAUAGUUUUAGCCUUUCUUGUGUUGCUCCUGAGCAGCGUUUCAGCUCCAGAUAAAAAAAUGUGAUGCCUUACAAACAAAAGGCUCUCCAGGGCACCUUCCCCUUCACCAGCUGCCUAAUGAAAUUCGUAUGCCAUUAUGCAAAGACCCAGCUCCCUUGAGAAGGCCAUAGUGGUGGGAAAGGUGGGGAGGAAAAAGACUAAGAGGACAACCAGCUAUAAGGCGGAGGGACUUGAUUACAGCCAUGGAUGGAUGCAUCAUUGGGAGACCCAAAGCGUUAGGCCAGGGACAGAUCAUCCUGGUGAAGGCCUGUCUGAUGCUGAAUAAUCAGACAGGCCUUAAUGCUGCAUAAUCCAAUCAAUCAAUCAAAAUAGACAUUGCUCCAGGAUCCAACUCAGAUUGCGAGGGAAUAUUCUAGUGCAUAGACUUUUUCGGCUAAACUGUGCAAUCAGCAGAAAUAAGGCAGGUUAGCUUGAUGAGUGAGGUUGCUUUCUUUGUAUUAUUUUCUUCUUUUUAAAAACAAAAAACAAAAAAACAACCCGACAAUAUGUAUAAAAGGUGGAAAGAAUGUAGUUUUGGGGUGAAAGUGGUUAUUCAUUCCCCUCUGAAAUCCUUGCAAGGGUAGGGAAUUUCUGACUUACCAAACAUUGCUAAGCCAAGGUGAAUAGAAUUUGCCUUUUAGCAUCUUGUAUUUUAAGGAUAAAAGGGAUGCGGUGGCUCAGUGGCUAAGACGCUGAGCUUGUCGAUCGAAAGGUCGGCAGUUCAGCGGUUCGAAUCCCUAGUGCCGCGUAACGGGGUGAGCUCCCGUUACUUGUCCCACCUUCUGCCAACCUAGCAGUUCGAAAGCAUGUAAAAAAAUGCAAGUAGAAAAAUAGGGACCAUCUUUGGUGGGAAGGUAACAACGUUCCGUGCGCCUUUGGCAUUUAGUCAUGCCAGCCACAUGACCACGGAGACGUCUUCGGACAGCGCUGGCUCUUCGGCUUUGAAACGGAGAUGAGCACCGCCCCCUAGCGUUGGGAACAACUAGCACAUAUGUGCGAGGGGAACCUUUACCUUUACCUUAUUUUAAGGAUUGUCCAGCCUAACUGGGUUUUAGGAGGAGGAAAUAAGAAGGGAGGUACCUAAAUAGUUCUGAAUAAACCACUAAGCUAGCAGAGACAAAGUUGCUUGGCUACUUGUUACUUAGGUAUUUUUCUAUUUAUAUUAAAGCAAUAAUUUAGGCAUUUGUACGUGUACUGAUAAAUAAGUACCUACAGGUUUAAUCCCCUGUACCUUUGAAUACAUGAAAUCUUAACACCCCACCCCCCAAAAGGUAAGAUUUUAUCAAGACUGGAGAACAUGUAAACAUAUGUACAGGUAGUUCUUGACUUGGGACCACAAUGGAGCCAAAAAUUUCUAUUGCUAAGGGAGACAUUUGUUAAAUGGGCUUUGCCCCAUUUUACGACCUUUCUUGCCAUUGUUAUUAAGUGAAUCACUGCCGUUGUUAAUAACACGGUUGUUAAGUGGAUCCUGGCUUUCCCGUUGACUUUUUGCUUGUCAGAAGGUUGCAAAAGAGGAUCAUGUGACACCUGGGGAUACUGCAACUGUCAUAAAUACAUGCCAGUUGCCGAAUGUCCAAAUUUUGAUCACGUGACCACAGGGAGGCUGUGGCCAUGGUUGUAAAGGUGAAAAAUGGCCAUAAAUCACUUUUUUUCCACUGCCAUUGUAACUUCAAACGGUCACUAAAUGAACUGUUGUAAGUUGAGAACAACCUGUACCUUCAUGUUUGUUAAACUACAACUCCCAGCAUCCCUCACUCUUAGCCACCCAGGCAGGGCUGAUGGUAGCUGGAAUUUAGGGAAUCUGGAGAUUCAGUGCAUUUUGUGCUGCAUGUAGAUUUUUCUCCCCUUUCUAACAGUUGAAACAAUGCACUACAACUGUCCCAAAGGAAGAUUGCCUUCAAAACAAGAGUUUCUGGGUAGAGUUUUUGUCAGGAUGAGGAGGAGUAGCUGAACAAACAUAUUUUUCAUGAUAAUUAUCAUCAUGACAGCUGGCGACACUGAGUUGCCUUUAAGUAAGCUUGAAAAAGGUAAGGAUGGUUAAUAGCAGUAGCACUUAUAUACUGCUUCAUAGUGCUUUAUAACACUCUUCUAAGUGGUUUACUGAGUCACCAUUUCCACCCCCCCCCCCAAACAAUCUGGGUCCUCAGUUUACCGACCUCGGAAGGAUGGAAGGCUGACAACCUUGAGCCGGUCAGGAUCGAACUGCUGGCAAUGAGCUGAAUUAGCCUGCAAUACCGCAUUCUAACCACUGCGCCAACAUGGCUUGACUUAAACCAAGUUAGUGUUUCCAUAGAAAACCAUUUGGACAUUUCAGAACUGUAAAAUAGUCUUUAAGGAAAACAAUUCCAGAAGAAAGCAAUUGUAAACCACAUUAAUGUGGUGGUCAAGAAAAUGAUAUGAUGUGUUUGGUUAGUAACAGUCCAACUCAACUUGAUAGAAAUGGUACUUUUUAUUUAUUACUGACCUAUUCGUUUUAGUUAGAAAGAGAGCGGUUGUUUAUCUUUAUAACAGUAAAUACUAAAGCAACUUUCUCCAAAUCUGGUAUCUUCCACAUAUACUAAACUUUUUCUCUUCAAAUUCCCAACUGGCAUGGGCAUAGCCAACACAGAGCUUAUGGGAAACACGGGAGGAGAAGUGAUAACUUCAGAUACUCCCUCACUUAUAUGCCCUAGAGCAGCGGUCCCCAACCUUUUGGGCAUCAGUUCCAUGGAAAUAAGUUUUUCCGUGGACCAGAGGAGGUGUGGUUUCAUGUGCUGCCUAUAUCCCGUGGAUGGGGCUUCGCUUAUUUGCGUGGCCCGGUUUCUGGCAUGCCACAGCCCAGUUUGUUGGUCCAGGGGAGCUAUUCAAUCUAGGUUGCAAAAUGCCAGAUGACCACUAGAGGGCCUCAAAGGAAUACAGGGAACUCUUAUUCUUUUGCUGCUAUCUAGUGGUCAUCCAAAUGUUUGCAAACAAGAUUUAGUAGCCCUCAAACCAGUGGUGAGAUUCAGCCAGUUCGCACCACUUCGGGAGAACUGGUUGUUAACUUUCUGAGCAGUUUGGUGAACUGGUUGUUGGAAGAAAUCAUUAGGGCAGAGAACUGGUUGUUAAAUUAUUUGAAUCCUACCACUGCCUCAAACCACUCAUUGUGAAGUCCUUGGUGCUCUCUGAGCUUCAUAGUUUGCUUGUAGACUUUUCAUUACACAAUCAGGCAGCAACAACAUAUCAGAGUAUGGGGUUUGCUCCAAACUAUCUCAUUAUUUGAACAACUGUCAGCUACAAAACAUGACUUAGAUCUGCUGAAAAAAGAUUUUGAGCUUUUUUUUGUACGAAAACAUGAAGUCAGACCUAUCACUCCUAUUAAGGCAAACAAACAAGCAGAAAACAAUACUUUAAUCGAAGGACUACCAAGGAGAAAAAACAACAACACUCCCAGCAAAACAGGCCGGGCAAGUUACAGUUAGUCCUCCACUUAAGACUGGUCACUUAGUGAUUGUUCAAAGUUACAAUGGAUGCAAAAAAAGAGAGAUCUCUUUGCGACCCAGAUUCAAAAAUUCUGUUGCUGGGGGUGGGGGAAAACUGUGAUCACAUGAUUGCAUUGUGGGCACUCGGCAACUGGCCCAUAUUUAUGGCUAACUGCAGUGUCCUGUGAUCACUUUGACCACAAUUUCCUUUUUUUUUUUUUGUCGGAAAUGGGUGUUUACUUCCAAUCUCCAUCCCAAAACACCUAUUGCAGACGAGUUUGCUUAACGACGGCAGCAUUCACUUUACGAUUGCCAUGUUUACUUAAUUUGGCCCAGUGUUUGAUGACCCACUUAAUGACAGGCACGAGUUAACAACUGUAAGUUCGACUUCUAUUACACUCGUAAGUCAAGGACUACCUGUAAACAGGAAGUUUACAGAUAGGCAGUUAAGUAAUGAAACGCCUGCAAGCAAACAACUAAAUUCAGAAGACUCCAAGGACCCCACGGUUCAGUCCUGAGCUGCACUCUCUUCUCUUGGAACCAUUCUCAUGGUUUUUUUUUCUUCAAAAGGAACUUCCUUUGGGGUACUGAGGCUUGUUCACAAUUAAAUGUGGGUAGAGGACUGAGUCAUUCAAUUCCACCGAGGUGCCAGUUUGCGUAUAAACGGUGUUUCCAUUGUACAUAGGACUUAAAUUACUUUUCAAUGACCUAAACAAAGUCAUUGCUGAAUAGAAUGUGACUACUUUUAAGGAAGACAGAUCUGCAGUCUGAGCUACAAGGUGGGUGGUAGAAAUGAGGCAAAGGAGGAAGCAGAAUAUUAUAUAGAGUGUUUCAAUGCAGGUGUUUAGUGAUUUAAAAAAAAAAAAAGUUUCAACAUCCAACCAUGUAAUACUUGUAUAUGUCAUUUCGCAGAAGGGGGAUGUUAAAAGGUGCUUUUAUAUAAUACAGUGUUCAUAUUCCAUAUUGUCAUUUUUUUUUUCUUACCAGUUUUUGUUUUGAAUAAAUAA
Pantherophis guttatus is the source of this 7340-nucleotide messenger RNA. It is a transcript of the gene SSC4D, whose product is annotated as scavenger receptor cysteine rich family member with 4 domains. The record is from RefSeq and is a predicted model, not a curated record. Gene Ontology annotation, biological process: zymogen activation. Gene Ontology annotation, cellular component: plasma membrane. Gene Ontology annotation, molecular function: serine-type endopeptidase activity. Lineage: Eukaryota; Metazoa; Chordata; Lepidosauria; Squamata; Colubridae.